This is a messenger RNA of Capsicum annuum, 1321 nucleotides long. RefSeq names its product protein PPLZ12-like. The transcript is spliced from 4 exons. The record is from RefSeq and is a predicted model, not a curated record. The coding region runs from base 271 to 933 and encodes 220 amino acids. Lineage: Eukaryota; Viridiplantae; Streptophyta; Magnoliopsida; Solanales; Solanaceae.
UAAAUCACAGAUCCAUAUAAAACUGGAGGAAAAUGUGAUAGUUUCAGUGUGUUUUUAUUGGGAUAUCGGUUCUGUUUUUUAUUUUAAGGUUUUAGUUAGCUGUUAAAUCGAUAAUCCAAUAAGAUUAUAUUAAAAUUAUACUUUUAUCCCUAGUUAUAUGAUAGUGACUUUAUAUUAUUUUAAAUACAUACACUAUUGUUUUUUUGCAUUUUAUUGUUGUUGUCUUAGUGUUGACUGAUAUGCAAUUUUCACGACAAUGUUUUUGUUCAAAUGCUGUGUUCAAUCCAAUAUAGAGUAAUCAGGGAAAAUGCUGAUGAUGCUUUCUAUGAGUUGGACAAUCCAGAGGAACAGAUCCAGUCUUAUGUAUUUGAUGUUGUUCGAGCUCACGUACCCAAAAUGAAUUUGGAUGAGCUUUUCGAACAGAAGGAUGAAGUUGCUAAGGCUGUCUUGGAGGAACUUGACAAGGUGAUGGGAGCAUAUGGAUACAAUAUUGAGCACAUACUGAUGAUUGAUAUAUUUGCGGACCCCUCUGUACUGAGAGCGAUGAAUGAGAUAAAUGCAGCUCAAAGACUGCAGCUAGCUAGUGUAUACAAGGGAGAAGCAGAAAAGAUUCUGCAAGUUAAGAAAGCAGAAGCGGAGGCUGAGUCCAAGUAUUUAGGCGGAGUUGGAGUCGCGAGGCAGAGGCAGGCGAUAACAGAUGGCUUGAGAGAGAACAUAUUGAAUUUCUCUCACAAAGUUGAAGGCACCUCAGCUAAAGAAGUGAUGGAUCUCAUAAUGAUUACACAGUACUUUGAUACAAUUAAAGACAUUGGCAAUUCUUCAAACAACACCACUGUUUUCUUACCACAUGGUCCUGGACAUGUCCGAGACAUCGGUCAGCAAAUACGUGACGGGAUGAUGGAGGCAGCCAGUGCACAUAUCCACACUGAAUAGUGUAGCUCUGUUGAUUUCUCAAUAUACCCUUUGUGAUGAAUGCGUAUGUUUCACUUCCCUCUGGGCAAAAGACUAGACAAUAAAGCUACUUAGAUGCGUUUUUUGGAAUGAUCAUCUUUGUUUCCCAUCUGUGAUAUUUUCAAUAGGGGUGUGCGAAAAUCGAAUUAUUUGGUUCGCUUGAUAAAGCGAACCGAAAAAUCGUUAUUGGUUUAUCAGUACCGGUUAUUGAGUUAACGGUCUUUAAACAGUUUUAGAAAUUUUUUUAUUGGGAUAUCGGUUUGGUUUUCGAUUUUAAGGUUUUAGUUAAAGGUUGAAUCGAUAACACAAAAGAUUAUAUUAAAAUUAUGUAUUUAUUCCUAGUUAUAUGAUAGCGGUUUUAUAUUUUAAA